Molecule: messenger RNA, 2037 nt
Organism: Parnassius mnemosyne (clouded apollo)
Lineage: Eukaryota; Metazoa; Arthropoda; Insecta; Lepidoptera; Papilionidae
Source: the annotation of a GenBank genome assembly
AUGGCGAAAGACGUGUUUGUUUUGUUGUGUGCCGGUCUGUGUUUACAGUUUGCGUUCGGUCAAUUCGGAUUCUUUCCCCAACGCGAGAAUCGUCGCUUCAAUCCUUUCGAAGGUGUCCAAAACUUCUUCGAAAAUCCAAGAAGAACAUUACAAACGAUCCUUCACUUUGGACCUGAUAGAGAAAAUCAGAACAGGCCGGGAAUAAUAAACGGACAAAAUUACGACCAAUAUGGAAGACCAAAUUAUCCGAACAACUUGUAUCCUAAUCAAUAUUACUAUAAUAAUUUUAACUAUCCAGAGAGAGAUUACAAUAAUGGUAAAAAUGUAAUAUUUGAGCCUACUGUAACAAACAAUCCAUUUGAGGAUACUAUCAGUCCAAACAGAGAUACUAAUGAGUAUCCAAUUCAAGAUGCAGGAAUAUCAAAUGAAGAUUAUAACAUAAACAUAGACCAAAAUUCUGAUAAUAAGCCAGAUAAUGGAGGUAACUUCGAGGACAACAACAAUGGUAUCCCGGACACACCACCAACUGGUUUGAAUGACGGAAACGGUGACAGUGCACCGAAUAAUGAAUUUGGAAAUGGUAACAUUUUUAACGUGCCACCAUCUGAAUUCGAAGAUAGAAACAACGGAAUACCGAAUCUUCCACCAACUGGAGUCGAAGACAAAAACAAAGGAAUCCCAAAUGUACCACCACCUGGAUUCGAAGACAGAAACAACGGGAUUCCAAAUGUUCCACCACCUGCAUUUGAAGACAGAAACAACGGGAUUCCAAAUGUUCCGCCACCUGGAUUCGAAGACAGAAAUAAUGGAAUACCAAAUACACCACCCGUUACUAAUACGCCAUUGACGACGCUGCCGCCACUGACCCCGGUACCUGCAUCAGAUACAAGGAACAACUUCAACUUCGGAAGCCAAGGAAUAUUCAAGGAGACAUGUGAAACUCUGGACGGAGGUAUAGGCAGCUGCCUCAACGUGUUCCAGUGCGAGCCGUACCUCAAAUUAAUCAAGCAAUCCAAAUCUAAUCCUGCUGCUGUUCAGAUCUUGAGGAAGGCGCAUUGUGGCUUCGAGGGCAACAAUCCGAAGGUUUGCUGCCCGAGGCCCAGCAUACCCACGGACCCACCUGAAGUGGUGAUUCCCACAGAACUCCCUACACAGACUCCGCCGACUGAGGCCCCUCUACCUUCCGGCAAGACGGUUACAGAUGGGGACCACGUUAGCGCGUUCCCGGAGCCACCAGUGUGUGGUGUCAGUAACGCCUCAUUCACCAGGGUGGUGGGUGGUGUCAAUGCUAAACUGGGCGAUUUCCCCUGGAUGGCGCUAUUGGGAUACAAGGGACGCAGUGGGCAGGGCACUCGGUGGCUGUGUGGCGGCUCCCUCGUCUCGUCGCGUCACGUGCUCACCGCCGCCCACUGCAUACACGGCCAUGAGGACGACCUAUAUUUAGUCCGCCUGGGUGAACUGGAUUUGGCGAGAGACGACGAGGGAGCCACCCCCGUCGAUGUGCUCAUUAAAAACAAGAUCAAGCACGAGGAGUACAGCCCCAAGGCGUUCUCUAACGAUAUAGGAAUUCUUGUGCUGGAUAGAAACAUCAAGUUUACAACCUUCAUCCGACCCAUCUGCAUCCCGAAAGAUAGGGAGUUGCGAGCGAGGAGCUUCGUUGACUACAACCCCAUCAUAGCUGGAUGGGGUGACACAGAAUUUCGCGGUCCAACGGCCACACUUCUGCAAGCUCUGCAACUGCCCGUGGUGAGCAAUGAGUUCUGCGCGCAAGCAUACUCGCAGUACAAAGCGCAAAAGAUCGACGAGCGCGUACUUUGCGCGGGCUACAAAAAUGGCGGCAGAGACGCGUGUCAAGGUGACAGCGGCGGCCCGCUCAUGCAGCCCAUUUGGAACUCGAAGAAGUUUGUCACGCACUUCUACCAAAUCGGCGUGGUGUCGUACGGCAAGAGAUGUGCUGAGGCUGGCUUCCCAGGAGUCUAUACCAGGGUGACGCAUUUCGUUCCUUGGUUAGAGAAAAAAAUGGUAGGGACAGUUUAA